Molecule: messenger RNA, 1182 nt
Organism: Eruca vesicaria subsp. sativa (arugula)
Lineage: Eukaryota; Viridiplantae; Streptophyta; Magnoliopsida; Brassicales; Brassicaceae
Source: the annotation of a GenBank genome assembly
AUGGGUCUUCUAUGCUUCUUGCUUAUGGUUAUUCUCGGAGUAAUGACGACACGUGUGAAUGGUUACGGUGGAGGUUGGGUGAACGCACACGCCACAUUCUACGGUGGUGGUGAUGCCUCCGGCACAAUGGGAGGUGCUUGUGGGUACGGAAACCUCUAUAGCCAAGGGUAUGGAACCAACACUGCAGCGCUGAGCACGGCUCUGUUCAACAACGGGCUGAGCUGUGGCGCUUGCUUCGAGAUAAGAUGUCAGAACGACGGAAAAUGGUGUCUCCCUGGCUCAAUAGUCGUCACAGCGACAAACUUUUGCCCACCAAACAAUGCUUUACCGAACAACGCAGGAGGUUGGUGUAACCCUCCUCAGCAGCAUUUCGAUCUCUCUCAGCCCGUGUUUCAACGCAUCGCUCAAUACAAAGCUGGCAUUGUCCCCGUCGCCUACAGAAGAGUGCCAUGCGUGAGAAGGGGAGGAAUAAGGUUUACGAUCAAUGGACAUUCUUACUUCAAUCUUGUUCUGAUUACUAACGUCGGAGGAGCCGGAGAUGUUCACUCUGCGUCGGUUAAAGGUUCAAGAACAGGAUGGCAAGCCAUGUCAAGAAACUGGGGACAAAACUGGCAGAGUAACUCUUACCUAAAUGGACAAGCUCUAUCUUUCAAAGUCACUACGAGCGAUGGUCGCACCAUUGUAUCCAACAACGUCGCUUCCCCAGGCUGGUCCUUCGGCCAGACCUUCACCGGCGCACAGAUAUAGAUUUGACUACGAGAAAACUAGUGGUUCGUGUGUGGUGUGUAGUAGUAGUAGUAGCAAGCUUAGAGAAUGGGCAUGUUCGUAAUUUGGUACGUUCUUUUCAGUUUGGGGUUUACCUAAAAAGAAGUGGUGCAUCGAGUGCAUGUUUUUCCACAAGGCCUUGAUGACGUCAUCUUUUUGGGACCUUUGUUUCUAUUACUGGUAAGGUUUGUGUUUAGGUUUUACUGAUGCAGAGGUGGAGUUAAGUACCACCCGCUAGUAGUUAAGUUCCGUUUGUAUCCCUUCUUGAAGCAAGAAGGAGAGUUUUAUGUUUCAAGAAUUGUUAGAUUUGUAUUUUCUCAUGUCAUCUAUGUUGUAAAUUUUUCAAUUUUUAUUAAUAUUGUUGGGGAUUUGUUUUAUAUUUUGUGAGUGUUGAAUAGCCGGAUAGAGUAAAAAAAU